UGAAUUUUUGAAAAUAGUGCGUUAUAAUUGCUGGGAAAACAAGGGUCUAUAAUAAGAAAGACAAUAAUUUGACAUUUUGAUACAAGUUUUACAUAAAGCAGUGUACUUUCGAUAGGAUAACACAAAGGAUAGUGUGAUGAAACGUUUUAUUCCAUGGAUCGGAGUCUGUGUACUCCUAGUCAUAUCACAAACCGCGGCCGAAAAAAAAAAUCAGAAGCAGUUUUGGGACCUUUUCGGGAAAGAUGAGAGCCCUAUUUCCACGAGAGAUGGAUUGGAGUUUGAUGAUUAUGAGGGCAGUGGUGGCGAUAUACUAACUAACAAAGGGGAUGUUACCCAUGUGGAUGAGGAAGAUGACGAGGACUUCGACGAUGGAAUCUCGGGAGACGGCAUUGAUAAAGACAAGGUCGAUAACACAGACAUCGUCUUCACUGAUAAAGAUAAACCAUCAACUUCUGGCACAACUAACAAGCCUGCCUUGCAUACUACCAAGAAGCCCAUUACAGAUGAUGAAGACCUGUUUGAAGGCAGCGGAAGUGGCCACCACGAGACCUUGGAAGGCCCAAGCACAAAGGCCCCUGUUGUGGUUACCAGCUCUAGCUCCAGCCGACCGCUGACAGCGUGCGAGAACCUGCGCAGUACCGCUCUAGACAAGGCGGUCUUCAUACCCGAGUGUGAGGAGGAUGGAGGGUUCCGCAAGCAGCAGUGCACCGUGGACAAUGUCUCCAAGACGAAAGUCUGCUGGUGUGUGGACCCCAGGGGACAAGAGAUCAAGGGCACCCGCAUGGUGUUCCCCAAGGUGCCGGACUGUGACUUUGGAUCCAACCUCAAGUCGUGCGUGUUCCAGCGGGUACAGCAUUCCCAGGGUCUGCUGGGUGCCUACAAGCCCACAUGCACUGACAGUGGCGAAUAUGAGCCUGUGCAGUGCCACGAGCGCGAGUGCUGGUGUGUGGACACCCUGGGGAAUGAGCUACCCGGCUCUGUGAAAACAGACAGGACCCAGUUGAACUGCUCACCUAGCACAAAGGGCCCUAUUUUGACGGCCACAAAGGCCCCAGUAAAUAACACCUCACGGCCCGCUACUUCCAGUACCACAAAGAAGCCUGUGGACUUGCCGAAGCCAGGCUACACCAUACCAAUAGAUGAAAAGGAUGAGGUAAUAGAGGAACCCAUCGUUACAGAUGUUGUGGUGGAUGUGGAGUCAGCUCCAGGUAAGAAGCCUGAGCCUGAGAACAACUAUGGAGAGAACAACAGGCUAGACAAUAUGGUCUCCCCAACAAAGCAUGAUGACAGCUCCAUGCUGGCCCAGCCAGGCCUCCUUGCUGCUGUGAUAGGAGGUGCAGUGGUGGGUCUACUCUGCAUGAUUUUGCUGGUGAUGUUCAUCGUGUACCGCAUGAAGAAGAAGGACGAAGGCUCCUACCCCCUGGACGAACAGAAGUACCUGAACUACACAUAUAACAAGGCUCCUGAUAAGGAAUUCUAUGCUUGAAAAGGGGCUGACACGGGGGCCCAUCUGCGGUCAUGAAAUAGAAUAUCGUUAAGAAUUUUGUUACCUUGCACAUGCCUGUAAUUUAUAUGUGUAAGGAAGAAUGAGAUGAAGAAAAAAAGCUGUAUACUUUUUCAGUGUAAAUGUUAAAGAUGAAAUAAUUGUCUUAUAAUUAUAUCUUGAUAACUUUUAAAGAAGACCAUGACCAUGUGUUGAAAGGAAAUGAUUUUGUUCUUGAUUAUUAAGUACUUGCAACCCAACAACAACUAAGAGUAAAGUACCUUUCCUUUCAAGUAACAUGUGGAGUGGAACUUUUAUGUGUAUUGAACAAACGUUGUACAUUCGUCUUAGUUGACUGUGACUGUAUGUUUUAACUGUGUUUGUUUCUGAAGCCAGUAAUAUCUUGAACUCUCUGGGAUGUUGUGCUAUCCAAAAUUUGGGUAAAAAAGUGUGUGGAGACCAAAUUUGUGGGUAACUGCCACAUGAUGUAACUGAUAGGGUGGAAUUAAAUAUCUGGGGGGAGGUUUCAUUCUUGAGGAAAACCGCAUGAAUCUUAAGAAAUUUUCUGAGGGGAUUGAGCCGAUAUUAUGCGUCAGCAGUAAAAUAAAAAAGCUAUUUAUGAAUAUUUCUUAUAUUUAUUGAAGCAAUUAGAAUGAAAAGAAUGUCACUAACAAGUUUACUAGUUGACAGAUAAGAAUUACUCUUUCUUACUAAUUGCACCAAGUUGUCUGACAAAAGAUGGUAGUAAUUUGUUUGGAUUAUGCAUCCAUGUGCUAUCCUUAUCACUGAUAAUAUAAACCCUAAAAAGCUAAACAAAAUCAGUUAUCAUAAAUACAAACAGGUCAGUUUUACUGGAGAAUUUACAGCUAUUAUUACAGAAGCUUCACCAUUUUUGCCUAGGGUCUAGAAAAAAAGGCCUUGGCAAACAGCAUAGACCCAGAUGAGACGCAUCAGGGUCUGCGCUGUUUGCUUAAAGGAAUUUCUGUAAGAAAUAUUCUGAAUAUAGAAAUAAAUAUACUCGACAUCCCUUAUUUUGGAAAUAAAUUGAUUCAGUUUAGAAGGAUGGGAGAGUCCACUAGGCAUAAAUGGGUUAAGACAAAUAGAUAAUAAUAACAUCUGAAUCCUGACAACUUGAACAAAGGGGAUUUUAAUGAUCAGUUGCGGUAUCAAGUAAGCCGAUAUUAUUCAGUAUUUGGUGGUACAUCAUCCCAGUGAUGGCAGGAAUUCCAUGUUACGAUCGCUUCAUCCACCCCCAAGAUCAAGAUAAUGUCAUGUGAUACCUCAUUGUAAAUAUAGUGUACACUAUCAGGACUCUAACUUGGUUGUUACCAUAACAACCUUUCAAACCUGUUGAUUUAUUUUUUUCGGUAAAGAAACGUAUUUUUGCAAGCAAAGUUUUCGGGCAUUCAUUUUAUUAUUUUAAGAUGAAUCUGUCAGCCACUGGUGUUUUUAAAAUUUUAAGAUACUAAGAGAGCAUUUUGAAAACAAGAGACCAGAAAUCAGCUUAUAUUAAAACACUGUUUUUUAUUGGGUUUUCAAUUAAAUUUUAUACUGUGAUUGUGUAUUGAUUUGAAAUCUCUUUGUCAACUUAAAUUUGGUAUCAUUUUAUAGGCUAUGUUACAUUCCAAUUUUCGUUGGACAAGAUGUAUACUUGCUUGCUAUAGCAACAACAUUAAUUGGAUAAUAAUAUUAAAAAUUUGAGAUUUUAUUAUAAGCAACUAGGUUAAUUGUCAUCAUGUUCAUUUUCCAUACUGCUCUCAUGUUACUCUAACACCAAUGUUCUAUUGUUGCUGCAGUAAUCAAGGCAUACAUUCAAAAGACAAGUUGCACAGUUUGCUUGUGAGCAACACAUUUGUAAAACAGUUUUGACUUUUUUAGGAUUUUGUGUUUUUGUACACAUUUUGUAUGUUUGUUUUCUUGAUAAGUACUAUAUUUUAAGAUGCAAUUUGUACUUUCAAUUUGGACUUUUUGUAAAGUUUGUAAACAAGACAGUACCACAGCUGAUCAACUGGAGUUUGACUGGAAUCUCAUCUUUAUAAUUGCUUGGUGAUGUUGCAAGAAAAUAACAUCAUGGUGAAUGUGAAAUAUCGGCAACAGAACUGUGAUGAAAUGGUUUUUCAAGAGCGUUGCAAGAAGUCUGAGGCAUUCAACGCAAUCAAGUUAAAAUAAAUGGGGUUCUUACUAAUGGUUUGCGUUGUGUCUUCAAUUAAGUUUUUUUCUUGAAUGAUAAAUGAAUGUAUAAUUUGAUUUUUUUGAGAACACAUAUUUUAUUUGUGAAAUCUUCAAGCUCAUCAUAAAUCGUGAUGUGUCAGUCGCUGGUAAUGUAUUGUUUACACAUCUUGUUAUUAAUGUUGGUUUUUGUGACACAGUUUUUCAGAAUGCUAGAUCAUUGAACAUUGGUUAUGUGUAUGAUUUAAAAAGUCCUCUUUCGUAAAAAAAGAACCAAGGUUUUUCUUCUGCCUGGUAAACUUGUGAAUUUAUUUAAGAAAAGUUGUUCUUUCGUAAUCAUGCUUUACAAACUUGAAAUGUGAAUAAAUGUAAAUUUUUGUUGAAACAGUUUGUGUUUUGGAUAAUGUUGGUUUGUAAAAAAAAUGUGUUUCUGAUCAAAGUUAGUUUAGUGUUUUUUGUAAGUGUUCUUUUCAAGUUGUUAACUGCUUAAAUACCUUUAUCUGAAUACAUAUUAAGUUAGUGUAAAGGUUUUAAAAAACAUCUCAUUUUCAAAGUACAUGUAUGACCACCGCUGAAUUUUUAUAUGUAUUUCCACUUUUAAACAUUGUUUCUGCACAUGUAUUAAUAUAAAAUCAGUUUUUGUAAAAAAAGAAAGAAAAAAUAAACUGUUUUCAAUGACAGUAAAAUGUACAUGUUGAAGUAUUUAGUAGCAUGAAUUAUAAAUUGUGUCUGACUAGUUGCUGAUCUAAGUUUGUUUAACACAAAUUUUGUAUUUGUUCGAUUGUUUCAAUGAUAUGUAGUCCUGUAUAUAGUUUCUGUUUGUUAUCUUCAUUACUCAUGAAUCCUUCAUCGUAUUGUUCACCCAUCUCAUAAAUGUUUAUGCAUAUUCUGAAGCUAAGAAGUUCUUGAAAACAGCUAAACAGCAUCUUUCAUCUCAUCAAUGACCAUAGUUGCACGUGUAGUUUGCAUGUUUUGAUUCUGAAUUAUUUUUAUUUUGUACAAAUAUUAUAUUUUUUUCAGAAUUACUUUAAGGUUGAAUAAGCAAUUAUUUCUAAUUCAGUUAUACUUUAUGAAUGGUUGUAUAUUUUAUUUACUAUGAUAAUUUCUGUUGAAACACAGCCAAACUACCUGUAUUUUAAGCUCGACUUUACAGCUGUACACAGUUUUAAGCCAUAAAGCUUUAUGCUUGCAAUCUUUGUAAUGUUUCCAGUUUACAUCUAUUCAUUUUAUUUUUGAGGAACAGAUGUGAUUGUUAAAAUGCCAAUGAAGCUGGAUUGAAAUCCUCAAAGGCAAUAUAGCAGCACACUAACGCUUUUUAAAUUAGUUUAUAUCUGAUUAAAGUAAAGGUUUUCUUGUUAUCGCAACACACAAAUGUAUGGAAUAAUAUAAUUUAACUGUCGUGUUUUAUUUUGCAAUUGUAAGAAGAAUUUUGAGAUGUCACUUCGGAUCCUUUGUGAAAAUGACAGUACAACAGAGCAAUCAAUGGCCUGUACAUAGAAUAUACAUUAAGAAUGUAACUGUAGUAUUGAGAUAAUAUUUAAUAGGUGUGAUAUAAUUGUGAACCUUACAGGUUAACUUAGGUCUUGCUAAGAUAUCAACAGAACAUGGUGUUUAGUAUAAUGAAGGAAUAGAAAUGUAUACUAUUUACAUUAUUGCUACCAAAAGUCUAAAGUAAUAUUUUGGAGUUGUAUGCCUAUGGAAAUUUCCCUUUUUGGAAAAAUAUUCAUAGAAUCUUUGGUUGUGAAAAUAACUUUGCUUUUGCUUUAUAUUUAUUUGAUUAUUUUCUCGAAAUAUUUACUUUAUAUUCAUAUCAAUAUUGAUCAUUGUGUACAAGAACAAUGUUAACUGUGCUAUUGUGUGUCAUAGUUUGACUUUUGAUUGGAGGCAUCUUAACAUGGUUAGCUUAAAAUAUUAACUAGGCCUUUUUUAUUAUUUGCAAAGAUAGCUCUAAUAUGGCACCAAAUAAGGUAAAUGAAAAAAAGAAAGAAAAUGUUUAAAUAUCAUGUAAGUUAACAAACAAGACAUGUUGAAAAUAUUUUACGAAUGUAUUUUUUAUUGAUUCUUAUUUUCAAUGCAUUUUCAGGCAAUGUUCAUUAUUGUCUUUAAUUUAAAAAAAAUCAUUUAACGACCUUCAACUGAAUCAAAUGGAAUGAGAGUUGAUGUAAACCACACGUCAUGAGCACCCACCAUCCUCAUUAUUGUGUAUUCUAUUGUGUAACUAUUUUUAAAACAAUAAUCACAUGUUUUUAGACGUACUGUAGUUAAAAGAAGUGUCAUUAAAAGUAAAUAACAUUAUUUUUGACCUUAUUGACUGAUAUUACAAUAGUUGGAAAUAAUAUUAUUUUAUUUUGAACACACACAUUUGCACAAUGUAAGUACAUGUAUGUGUGUUAAUUAUAAUUUUUGUUUCAAGCUUAUGCAGAUUUGCAACCAUAUAACAACUCUUAAACUUUAGAAAACUUAUUUAUUGGGUUUAACAAUUUUAAAGUUUGUGCUUAUUUAUUUCCCGUAUGUUUUCUCUUGAUUUUAAUUAUUUAAAUGAGAAUUAUUUUUGUAUUACAAUUGAUUGAAGUAUGCUAACAAUGCAUUUCUGAAUAAGGAUUUUAUUUUUUAGUUUCAAAUCUUUAUUUACUCGUGUACUGUUCAAAGGAUUAAAAGACAUUUCUAUACAAA
Messenger RNA from Dreissena polymorpha, 6325 nucleotides. RefSeq lists its product as uncharacterized. Gene Ontology annotation, biological process: cell migration. The transcript is spliced from 9 exons. Lineage: Eukaryota; Metazoa; Mollusca; Bivalvia; Myida; Dreissenidae. The record is from RefSeq and is a predicted model, not a curated record. Bases 137 to 1486 code for a protein of 449 amino acids. Gene Ontology annotation, cellular component: membrane; cell surface.